AUGUCCCUCUUUGCAACAGUCAUGAACUUUGCCACUACUUCGUCCGCUACCGAGAGCACAUCUACUAGUACCUGGCUCGACUGUUUUUUCCCUGUUGCGCUCAACGAGGAAGAGACUAAGGAGGCCGAAGGCGACAAGGGCGGAGACGAGAAAGAAGAUCAGACUGAAGAGGAAGGUGAUGAAGAAGAGGAGGAGGAAGAGGAGGAAGAAGAAGAGGAGAUUGAAGACCCCUACCCGGCCAUUUACGAACAAUGCCAAAACUCGUCUGCAUGUGAAAGUGUCCGGCAUCACUUUGAAGAGUGCCAAGAGCGUGUUACUGGGGGCAAGGGCUUUGAAGGUGAAGACUGUGUCGAAGAAUUUCCACCUUGCUCACUGCGCUCUGGAAUGUGCUGCACCCAAGCUGUUCGCCAAGCUGGUAUAGAUUCCAAAGGCCUGUCAUGGGCUCUCAUGCAGAUGCUAUCCGUAGCGACACCUAUGGAAAUAUCCGAGCCGCAUUCUCAGGGUGUGUUGCAUGCCGUAUUGUUGUCGUGCCACACGGAUGAUGCGCGGCCAUCUACUAGCUUUGGCUAUGUUGGUAUGUGUGGGCCAUGA
This is a messenger RNA of Malassezia restricta, 591 nucleotides long. RefSeq lists its product as uncharacterized. Lineage: Eukaryota; Fungi; Basidiomycota; Malasseziomycetes; Malasseziales; Malasseziaceae. Bases 1 to 591 code for a protein of 196 amino acids. The record is from RefSeq and is a predicted model, not a curated record. The transcript has 7 exons.